CACACACACUCCUACCACCAUGUCCGAACACUGGAAGUCCACGCCCAGAUACUGGUGCAAGCACUGCGCCUGCUACGUUCGCGACACGAAGCUCGAGCGGCAAAACCACGAAGCUACGGCCCGACACCAAGGCGCCGUGAAGCGCGCCCUGCGAGAUCUCCACAGAAAUCACGAACGUGAGGAGCGCGACAAGGAGCGCGCCAGACAGGAAAUCGCACGGCUAAAUGGCGUUGUCGCGGGCACGAAUUCCUCCUUCUCCUCCACGUCAAGAGGAUAUGCGGCAGGUAGCGGCAGCGGCAGCGCCGCAGCCGGAGCCGCGACCUUCAAGCCCACGAACCCAGCGGCCCUCGAAGCCGAGCGCAAGAAGCAGCGCGAACAACUAGCGGCCAUGGGCGUCGCCAUACCGAGUGAGCUUAGGACGGAAAUGGCCAUGGCUGGGGACUGGACGGUGACGAACACUCGAGUUGUCGCCGGCGGCACCGACGAGGACAAGAAUAAAGUGGCCACAGGGGUGCGGAAGCGGGAAGUGCUCGACGAAGAAGAAGAGGAGCGCAGAACGAACGAGGAACAGGUUCUCAAGAGCCUGUUCAAGAGACCAAGAAAGUGGGGAAGAGACACGCGCGCGGCGCCUGAUGAAGAGGACAAGGAGCUGGAUGCCCUUCUGAGCGGGUCACGUAUAGCGCUCAAAGGGGAGGUCAAGCACGAGAGCGACGUGGUGAAGAAGGAGGAGAGUGUCGAUGCACCGAUGAUUGCAGAACCAUCUGAUGCGGGCCAACAAGCAGUUUGCAAUGUGAAGGAGGAACCAGACACUGCGUCAGCUGGUCUCGUGGACGAGGCGCCGCCGCUAGAGACGGAGGAGGGUGCCAACGCGGAAACUAAAGCAGAAGAGGAUGGCGAUGCGGGAGCGGCACCGGUCGUGUUCAAGAAGAGAAAGGCAAAAGGCUUGCGGACAAAGUAAGCCAUGUCAUUCGGACCAAGCGGGCGGUUUUGAGCGAGGGAGUUGCACGGCUACAUGUCAGAGAUACCCCAUAUAGAAAAGCGACAUGGGAGCCACCCGACCCGAUUAUUCUUGUACUUUGGUGGAAGCUGGCGUUUUGUUGUGGCACCGUUUAAGUCGACGAGUCAACGGAUUGUUGUCUCGGAGACCUGUGACGCAGGCCGAACCCCGAGACCCCAUGCCCCGGCAAGAACAUCUGCAAUGCCACGCCGCCAUUAAGUUCAAU
Messenger RNA from Purpureocillium takamizusanense, 1223 nucleotides. Its product is annotated as NADPH dehydrogenase. Gene Ontology annotation, biological process: mRNA splicing, via spliceosome. Gene Ontology annotation, cellular component: precatalytic spliceosome. Gene Ontology annotation, molecular function: zinc ion binding; RNA binding. The record is from RefSeq and is a predicted model, not a curated record. The coding region runs from base 20 to 958 and encodes 312 amino acids. The transcript has a single exon. Lineage: Eukaryota; Fungi; Ascomycota; Sordariomycetes; Hypocreales; Ophiocordycipitaceae.